This is a messenger RNA of Amblyraja radiata (thorny skate), 1689 nucleotides long. Its product is annotated as arf-GAP with GTPase, ANK repeat and PH domain-containing protein 3-like. Lineage: Eukaryota; Metazoa; Chordata; Chondrichthyes; Rajiformes; Rajidae. Gene Ontology annotation, cellular component: nucleus. Gene Ontology annotation, biological process: activation of GTPase activity. Gene Ontology annotation, molecular function: GTPase activity; GTPase activator activity. The transcript is spliced from 9 exons. Bases 271 to 1689 code for a protein of 472 amino acids. The record is from RefSeq and is a predicted model, not a curated record.
GGAGGGAGGGAGGCGGUCUGGUCUGACCCGAGUUAGCGGAGCCGGCGGACGGACGGGCUGCGGACCAUCCGGACAACAAAGCCCGGGAGGGAGAGCGGCUGGCGGGCAGGACAGGACAGGGCAGGGAUGGAGCGGGGCGGCGCCGGCCUCCGGCACCAGGCUCGUUGCGGCAUCCGACGCUGAGGUAACGGACCGGCCUUUGUGAACGGCGGCGAGGGUCGCGGGCCCGGGUCACGCCUGACCCGACCCUUCACACCCGGACCCUAGGCCAUGAACUUCCAGUCUCCGCCGGCGAUGCUGGCCGGCUCCCCGGGCUCAGGCUCGGGCUCGGGCUCUGGGGGCUCGGGGAUGGGUCCGCCCGGCGGGGCCCUGGCGCUCAGCUGCGGCUCCGGCUCCGGCUCCAUGCCCGUGUUGUCGCACUCGGGCUCGGGCUCAGGGUCCGCCGGCGCCCCGGCGCUCUCCAACUCGGCGGCCAUCCGCGCCGAGAUCCAGCGCUUCGAGAGCGUCCACCCCAACAUCUACGCCAUCUACGACCUGAUCGAGAGGGUCGAGGACGUGGGGCUACAGAACCAGAUCCGAGAGCAUGUCAUCAGCAUCGAAGAUUCAUUUGUCAACAGUCAAGAAUGGACGCUGAGCCGGUCCGUGCCCGAGCUGAAAGUGGUGAGUGGCCGCACUGUGUUCCCCCUGCCCUCUCGUCAUGAUGGAGGGACAAGAAAGCCCUGCCCCCUCACACACCUCUGGUCCUGGACUCUCCCACUAAUGGAAACAUCCUGCGGGAGAAUAGAUGUGGAGGGAGGGCGUUGCCUGCGUUCUGACUCUGUGUGUUGUCUGCAGGGGAUUCUGCUGAAGCGCAGUGGGAAGUCACUCAACAAAGAAUGGAAGAAGAAGUACGUCACACUGUGUGACAACGGCGUGCUGACCUACCAUCCCAGUUUACACGAUUACAUGCAGAACGUCCAUGGCAAGGAGAUCGACCUGCUGCGCACCACAGUGAAAGUACCGGGCAAACGCCUGCCCCGAGCCUCGGCCGGCAAUGCUCCCGGCGCCAGCCCCAAGACCAACGGCCUGACCAAGGACAGGAGCAACCUGCAGCUAGCGGCCAGCCAAGACGUGGAGGAAAGCUACGAGUUUGUCAUUGUGUCCUUGACCGGCCAGACCUGGCACUUUGAGGCGUCUAGUUGUGACGAGAGGGAAUCGUGGGUGCUGGCCAUCGAGAGCCAGAUCUUCGCCAGCCUGCAGUCCUGUGAGAGCAGCAAAAACAAGUCUCGACUAGGAAGCCAGAGUGAUGCAGUCGCCAUCCAGUCCAUUCGUAAUGUGCGGGGGAACAGUUUCUGCGUUGACUGUGACACACCUAAUCCGGAUUGGGCCAGCUUGAACCUGGGAGCGUUGAUCUGCAUAGAAUGUUCCGGCAUCCACCGGAACCUGGGCACCCACCUGUCGCGGGUGCGCUCGCUGGACCUGGACGACUGGCCCGUUGAGCUGAUCAUGGUGAUGACUGGCAUCGGCAAUGCCAUGGCCAACAGUGUGUGGGAGGAUUCCACACAGGGGCUGGUCAAACCCUGUCAGGACAGCAGCAGGGAGGAGAAGGAACGGUGGACUUUGUGCUCCUUGAUAUUCCUCUGCUGUAAGACUAUGAGUGGCCUGGACCAGGAAUGGGCGGCAGGCCCCAACCACGCAGGCCAUUGGUGA